AUGGCUUGUGGGUUCCGGAUCAUAUCUUUCCUCCAAACACUCCUCCAAUCUUUGCGGGACAACAUUGCUGUUCUCGAACAUGAAAUCGACCUACACGAUCUGGGAACUCCCCAAGUCUGGGACUCAGAAGCUUCUACAAAGUUCGACGAUCCCGAGAAUUUGAUCUCUUGGCAAGCGUAUGAGGCCAAUGAGAAGAUUCGCGUGGACGUUCGCGCUCUCGAUGCAGCAGUUACACCCAACCACAUCAAGCUGCUUGAGAUGGGCCUGCAACCGGCGCGGAAGAGUGCACUCAAUGUCGCAGUGUCCCUUGGUAUCACAGAUGCAAUUACAGAUCUCGGAGGCGAUGCGAAGCUGGCGGGUUUAGCCAGUCGACUGAACGUCAAUGAGCAAAAAUCAGGGAGAGUCAUGAGAACACUGGCAGCUGAGUACAUCUACCAAAAAAAGCAGCCAAACGUUUUCAGCAAUACUCGACAUAACACCAAGACCAAAGACUCUUAUCUGGCCACAGAUGCUCCUUUCUGUUCUACAGUGGCACAGAAUGGAGAAACAUUCUUCGAGUACAUUGGUCAUCCCGAGAACUCCGGGGUUGCGCUCAAGGUGAUCAAGGGUGUUCUGCCAUGGCUCAAUCGAACGACUAGACCAGCGCUCCUCAAUCACUAUCCUUGGCAUGAGAGCCCCAGAGCCCGAGUUGUUGAUGUUGGGUGCGGUCCAGGUGACAGCAGUUUUGACAUCAUGAGGCAUAACCCGGAGCUUCAUUGGACCUUUCAGGACCUUCAACCCGCCAUUGAGAGCUUGAAGACCAAUCUGCCGGAGGAUAUUGCUCAAAGAGCUGCCGACGGGAAAGUCAACUGUGUUGUACAGGACUACUUCAAAGACAACGCAGCAGAGGGUGACAUAUGGUACCUCAGAGGAGUUUUACGCGAAUACGAUGAUGAAGACGCUAUCAAGAUACUGACCAAAGUUGCGAACUUCAUGAGAAAGACUCCAGACUCACGGAAGGUGAUCAACGAGAUUUGGAACUCCAGCCCGUUCAAUGUCAGCAAUCAGAAUGCGGCCCCAUCUACCCUAACACCUACCCACCAGUCAAGGCUUUCGGACCUUGCCAACCUGAUGACAUGGGAUACUUUAUUCUUCUUUUGCGGGAAGGAGAGAUCAGUGCCAGAGCUCGAGUCCAUUCUUGAAAAGGCCGGUUUGAGAAUUAGUCGCUUCUUCCAUUUCCGCACAAUCACUACCAUGGUGGAGUGUUCGCUAGCUUAA
This is a messenger RNA of Colletotrichum phormii, 1257 nucleotides long. RefSeq names its product S-adenosyl-L-methionine-dependent methyltransferase. The record is from RefSeq and is a predicted model, not a curated record. Bases 1 to 1257 code for a protein of 418 amino acids. The transcript has 7 exons. Gene Ontology annotation, molecular function: O-methyltransferase activity. NCBI's taxonomy places the organism in Eukaryota, Fungi, Ascomycota, Sordariomycetes, Glomerellales, Glomerellaceae.